Molecule: messenger RNA, 1749 nt
Organism: Danaus chrysippus (African queen)
Lineage: Eukaryota; Metazoa; Arthropoda; Insecta; Lepidoptera; Nymphalidae
Source: the annotation of a GenBank genome assembly
AUGUAUGUAGCUACAUUUGUCAGUCGUGGUUUGAACUUCGGCGGGAACGGUCGCUAUGAGAGAGAAAUGGAUGUAGAAAAAACAUCAAGUUCCCUCAUGCCGAAGGAGGAAAAGGCGGUUAUUGUGCCAGGGAAUGGAGUCGGGAAGUUCCUUAUACGGGAGGACACGAUCCUGGCAGGCCUGCCGGGCUGUGCAGGCUGUGGCAGAACACAGUUGACCUGUGCAGGUGUCAAGAAACAAUGGUCGGCUCUGUGCUGGGGUAAACAGUCGGAUAAAAAGUACUAUACAAUGCUAGUUAUUCUAUCAGCUACAUUCGCUUUGAGCUUCAUAGGCACAAUAUUCUUCUGUUUUACAAACACACUCAACGAUGCCAUAUUAUCGAACAUGGUGAUAAAAAACAACACAUUAGCGUAUUCAAUGUGGCGACGUCCGAGCGUCCAGCCACUGAUGAAAGUCCAUGUCUUCAAUUACACCAACUGGGAACGAGUGAGGUCGGGUCUGGAUGAAAAGUUAAUAGUACAGGAUGUUGGACCUUUUAUAUACUCUCAGCAAAUAGAACGAGUGAACAUCAGGUUCCAAGGAGAUCAACUAACCUUCCAAGAGAGGAACAACUUCAGAUUUCGUCCUGAAAAAAGUGGUGCAGCCCAUUUCGAUCAAAUCUACGUGCCUAACCUGCCUCUCCUGGGUGUUAUAGCCAACGUCCUCCACUUACCAACCCUGGGUCAAAUAACGGUGCAAUCGACCCUGAAUUUUGCUGACCACAAUGAAGCCUUUUUAAAACUACCAGCUCAAAGGUUCUUGUGGGGUUAUGACGAUAGAAUUAUGGACCUGGCCAGACCUUUUCUGAGCAUCGGAGCACAAUUUCGUUACGAUAAAUUCGGACUUCUUGUAUCUAAAAACGGCACCGUUUCUGAUCGAAUAACCAUAAACACUGGAGAGAAGGACAAAGACAAGAUGAAUAUUAUAGAGAAGUUCAAUGGUGACGUCACGCUGUCUUAUUGGGGGAGUUCCGAGUGUAAUAGUAUAACUUCAUCUGAUGGCACAAUAUUCCCUCCAUCAUUAUUGGAUAAGAAGACAACUUUGUACGUGUUCAACUCAAACAUGUGUAGAAGAUUACCAUUUGACUACCUCAAAGACGUUGAAAUGGAGCAAGGCAUUCGUCUGAUGAGGUAUGGCCUGCCAUCAAAUGUAUUUGACGACCCACAAAGCAACCCUGACAACCAAUGCUACUGUGAUGUAGACAGCGGGACUUGCCCACCGAGGGGAAUUAUUAACAUCACUGCAUGUUCUAUGGGUGCUCCACUUGUGGCUUCAUUUCCUCAUUUCUACCGCGGGGACCCCAAACUUCGUGAGGACAUCCAAGGACUGACUCCCGAUGGCAAUCUACAUGACUCCUUCAUAGACAUACAUCCAACCCUUGGCAUCGCGUUGAAUGGCAGAUCAAGUCUACAACUGAACAUCCAAGUACGAAAAUCCGGUGUGUUUGGCGCUCUCAGCUUUCUGCCCGAAGGAAUUAUACUACCAGUUGCGUGGAUAGAAAUGGCUCUCGAAGAACUACCAGAGAGUCUCCAAUCAUUGGUCUACCACGGAACCUUUUCAACAGCGGCCGUACAGCUCGGCCUAGCUAUGUUCUGUUCCAUAACUCUGCUCAUUUCCUCCAUAUGCAUGCUCAUCAUGAUCAUUACGAGACGAAGGAAACCCUGCGCGACCCUCAAAAUAAUACCAGCCGAAAUUGAAAUGAAAACUUAA